Camelina sativa (false flax) is the source of this 2237-nucleotide messenger RNA. NCBI's taxonomy places the organism in Eukaryota, Viridiplantae, Streptophyta, Magnoliopsida, Brassicales, Brassicaceae. The record is from RefSeq and is a predicted model, not a curated record.
UUUUCUCCUAUCCUAUCAUCAACUAGUUUAUUGAUUCAUGUAACCCUCCAAAUAAUAAUCUCUCUCUGAAUAAUUCUGUAAUGGGACUAAUUGGGUUCUCGGCGUUUUGAGUCUCUUCGUUUCUUGUCAUCAUCUCCUUUGUCUUUUUUUUUUUUAUAUAUGAUUCCAUCUCUUUCGUAGACUUGUACAACACGCCCUUCUCUCUCUCUCUCUCUGUAAUUUUUUCCACAUCUAUAAAAAUUUGUCAAAAUUGACCCCAAAAUAUCUGAGCUUUUUCUUCUUUUCUUGUUCUGCUUUACAGAAGACUAUGGCUGUCGUCACUAACCUAGGAAGCUGUCUGAAGAUUUCGUACGUCAUAUUUGCCUUCUGUUCUGCUUUCUUUCUCGGUGCUCUCAAAGGUUUGAUCGUAGGUCCGAUUGCUGGUUUAACAUUAAUAGUAGGAAAUGUUGGAGUGAUUCUUGGUUUGUUCCCUGCACAUGUUAUUUGGACUAUUUAUGCUGUUGCAAAGACAGAUAGAUUUGACAUUCCUCUGAAACUAGCAAUCUUAGUGGCACUUCCUGCAUUGUUUGGGAUAUGGUUAGCUCUCAGUAUAGCUAUUAGUGUUCUUGUUGGUGUUGGCUAUGGAUUCUUCACUCCCUGGAUCUCUGCUUUUGAAGCAUUUAGACAAGACAAUGUAUCCAACAAGUUCUUCCACUGUCUUGUGGAUGGAACUUGGGGAACCAUCAAAGGAAGUUGUACUGUGGUUACAGAUUUCGGGGAUUUUUGUUACCAUUCUUAUCCGCUUUACUUAAAGGAGUUGCGUGAAUCCCCCGCCUCAGAUGAGCUUCAAACUCUUAGCUUGAUUCAUGUUCCUGGAUGCAUAAUUGUAGGGAUAAUAGGAUUAGUCAUUGAUAUCCCUCUUUUUACCGCAAUCGCAGUUGUUAAAAGCCCUUACCUUCUGCUUAAAGGCUGGUACCGUCUAGCUCAAGACGCCAUUAAUCGUGAAGGACCUUUCCUUGAGAUAGCUUGUAUACCAGUUGCUGGUCUGACAAUACUGUUAUGGCCUAUUAUUGUCAUCGGAUUUGUUUUGACCACCAUCUUCUCCAGUAUCUUUGUCGGUUUGUAUGGAGCAGUUGUUGUAUUCCAGGAAAGGUCAUUCAGAAGAGGAGUCUCUUAUGUGAUUGCAGUAGUUGGAGAAUUUGAUGAGUACACAAAUGAUUGGCUUUACCUUAGAGAAGGAACUAUCUUCCCAAAGCCAAGAUAUCGGAUGAGAAGAGUAUCGUUUUCAAGUGAAGUAUCUGUGAUUGUUCACCCUUCAAAUCUAAGCAGAGUCAAUAGUUCCGGUUCUGCAGAUGCUCCAGCGAUGCUAGUACCAAGCCUAGUUCACUCUGUAUCAGUAAGAGAAGCAAUCCAAGAAGUGAGAAUGGUUCAGAUUUGGGAGCAUAUGAUGGGGUGGUUUGAGAUGCAAGGCAGAGAGCUACUAGAUGCGGGAGUGGUAACACCAGUUGAUCUCUAUGAGUCUUUAAAGGGAAGACAAGGAAACGAAUCAUCAAUUAUUAAUGUUGGGCUUCCUUCUUACGCUUUGCUGCAUACAUUGCUUAGCUCUAUUAAAGCUGGUGCUCAUGGUGUGCUUCUGCUUGAUGGCUCGGAAGUAACUCAUUUGAAUAGACCACAAGACAAGUUCUUGGACUGGAUCUUUAAUCCAAUUAUGGUAUUGAAAGAUCAGAUUCGAGCGAUUAAACUUGGAGAAAGUGAAGUUAGGUACUUGGAGAAAGUUGUUCUCUUUGGAAACCAUGAACAACGCAUGGAAGCUUGGGAUAAUCGCGGUGACCCGCCUCAAGAAAACGUUCGAGCUGCUCAAAUCCAAGGAAUCAGCAGAAGGAUGAUGGGAAUGGUACGGAGCGUAUCUAAGCUUCCUACUUAUAGGAGAAGGUUCAGGCAAGUGGUUAAGGCUCUAAUAACUUAUUAUUUAGAGAAGCAAGGCUUGAAUCGAACCGGUUCCAUGAGCUCUGGAGAUUUCAUCGAAGAGAUCUAACCUAAGGAGCAAUAAAUUGUUGUAAUUAAGUUGUGUUUUUGAUAUAUUGAAAUACUAACAAGGUGUAAAAAGAGUAUGUAUAGAAGUUGCUAAAAUUUAGGAUUCAAGAAAACAGAGCUUUUUUUUCUAAAUGAUUUCAGAAAUUGAGAGAAAGAGAAUACAAAAUCUUACAGUGAUGCUGAUGUAGAGGAGGAGGUUUGAAUGUGAUGACAGCUUCCGACCA